AUGAAAAAACUUUGGGAAGAACUAAACACAUUGAAUGCACACGCUCAGUGCAAAUGCAAUUGCACAUGUGGUGCCAAGGCGAAUAUGCAGAAAGCUGAGCAAUAUAGAAGGCCGAUUCAGUUUUUAAUGGGACUAAACGAAGUCUACACUGUGGUCAGGGGAAGCAUUUUAAUGAUGAAUCCAUUACCCUCACUCGCACAAGCCUUUUCAAUUCUUAUCCAAGAGGAGAAACAAAGAGAGGUCAAGCCAAACAAUCAAAUUGUGAUUGAGUCUACUGCCUUGAGUGCUAAUAGAUCAGGAGGAAAUCACUUCAGAACAAGCUUUAGUCAACAGACAAACGUUGCAGACAACACUGGAUAUGUGAACUACAAUCAACAGGGAAACAGAACUGGAAAUAACAACUAUAGGGGAGGACAAUUUGGGAAUAGGCCACGACCUUUUUGUGACUAUUAUAAGAAACCAGGUCACAUUAAGGAAAGAUGCUACAAAUUGCAUGGUUACCCUCAAGAUUCAAGGUUUAAUAAGGGAAAGAGAAUUGCUGUCAAUGUACAUGGAGGUCAAGAAGAGAGUGUCAUUGAAGGUGGAAAUGGAAACAAUGGAUCUGCACAGGAACAAGAUAGAACUAUGCAGAAUCUCACUAAGGAACAAUAUAAUCAGCUGGUGAGCAUCCUGGAGAAUUUUCAUGCUGGAAAUGCAAGAAAUGAAAUGAAAGUAGGAGCUGUGAACUUUGCAGGUAUCUCAGCUUGUUCAACUCAUUUUGAUUCUGGUUCUAGCUCACAUGAAUGUUCUAUGUCUGUUGCUGACUCUUGGAUACUUGACUUUGGGGCAUCAAACCAUAUGACAUAUAACAGAUCCAUGUUAAUCAAUGUGAAAACCUUAGUUUACCCUUUCCUAGUUACUUUGCCCAAUGGUUAUAAGGUGAAGGUGACAUUGAUGGGAGAUGUAGUAAUGAGCCCUAAGUUCACUCUGAAAACAGUUCUCUUUGUUCCUAGUUUCAAGUUCAACCUAAUCUCAGUACAUUAUUUGACAGUCCAGUUUGGUUGUUUUGUUAUAUUCACCAAAUCUGUUUGCAUCCUUCUGCAGGCCCCUUCACUGAAGAGGCCUCUGGCAAUUGGUGAAAGUAAGGAUGGUCUAUAUCUCUACAAAUCAGAUUCUUGCAAGUCCAACACUUCAGAUUUCUGCAAGCCUAAUUCCCUGGUCUUUGAUAAUUCUUCUAGUGCAUCAAAUUAA
Molecule: messenger RNA, 1230 nt
Organism: Nicotiana attenuata
Lineage: Eukaryota; Viridiplantae; Streptophyta; Magnoliopsida; Solanales; Solanaceae
Exons: 1
Coding region: 1-1230 (409 amino acids)
Source: RefSeq, a predicted model, not a curated record